Messenger RNA from Cylicostephanus goldi, 1115 nucleotides. Lineage: Eukaryota; Metazoa; Nematoda; Chromadorea; Rhabditida; Strongylidae. The record is from the annotation of a GenBank genome assembly.
AUGUUUUACAGACGCCUCAAUAUAAACGACUCCGUUGUGCAAAAGUGCCUUUCUUGUUGCGAGACCAUACAUCGCGAGGGUAUCAGUGAUGUUGGAAAAUCUUAUGUUGAUAGAAUGACCCUGAUCAAAUGGGUAUUUGUAUGUCUGCUUUUCAAACCUGCUGCUCUAAAGUCUGACUUUAUCAAAAUGCGUCAAAUUGUGGAGUACUAUUUUCGUGACGAAUGGGUGCUCCAAUUAGGGUUGGGCCUAAAUGUCAAUCUUUUGGAUGUAUGGCAGCCCUACCGCGCUGCUUCAUCAGCCAUUAGCAGUCAGGUCGACGUUGCCAAAGCUAAAGAUAUGGCGGCUUACCAUUACAAUGCUUUGUCAAAACUGACCAUUCCGCAGGGCAAGAUAUCUCCCAACGACUUCGAUGCCCACAUCCGUCUUAUCUCACAAUAUAACUCUUCACUGCGAUGGUUGAUUUUACAUACUUCAAAGACUACUUCAAAGAAAGCAGCGUCUUAUGUGCAAGCCAUUGACAUAUAUCCACAAUUCGAUGCGCAGUCCCUAGUGCUGUUCCUUCGUGCUGCCAACUUUGAGAUGGAGUUCUUUACGGCAUAUAGAGAUGCUUUGAAAAAUAAAGAAAGCAAUAUCAAGAAAGUUACGGAUGCGACGUGCUCCACCAUAGCGGAGAUGGCGCAGCUGUUUUCUCAAGAUUUUGGUCCGCUGAACAAGGAUAAGAAAACAAAACUGCAUGACUGGUUUUUGCUCAUGAAGAAGACUUUGGAAGAGUUAGAGUUGAACGACAAGAAGAACGCGGAGUUUGUCAGCCAGGUUGGCGAGAUGCUCGACCUCGGUGGCAAUCUCAGUGUUGCGCAGCAUCUACAGAAGCUGGAGUCGCAGUUGGAUACAUUAUCUGCUUUGUACAGUGUAAGGGAAGAAGAAGAGCAACGUGUGCAAAGAUAUGCCGACCCUUCAUACAUCUGGCCAAUUUUGGAUGACUGGACUCCUCGCAUUCAGCGAAGAAUCUUGGAGUCAUCGAAUGUUCAUGCUAUCCGAGCUCUCGUCUUCAAGCUUUCCAUUUCGAUAGCCAUGCUGUGUGAGCAGCUUCGUAAUGAAGAGAGAAAAACGUGAGU